CUUUCCGGCGUGACGCCGCAUCACGGUGAGGGCGGCCGGGCAGCGGCUCCCGGAGCGCCCGGGCGCUGAUGCAGAAAAUCAACAGGAACGUGGUCCUGGCGCUCCUGUCGCUGACUAGCCUGGUUUUCCUGCUCUUCCAGCUGUACUAUUACAAGUUCUACCUGUCGCAGAAGAAUGGAGCAGCUUUUUCCAAAGUCAGAGGAAGCCAGUCAGGCCAAGACAGCACUCGAUGGCAUGUGGUUAGGAAGUUCCUAGGAUUAAUAUCCAGUCACAAUAUUCCAGUGUAUUUGAUCGAUCCUUUGAUUUUGGGACUGGUUGAUAAAGACAUUGAGCAGAUCAGAAGCUCUCCUGAUGGCCUCAGCCCGGAAUGCAAGUACUUCUGUGCUCCAAGAGACUUCACUACGUUUGCACUGCUGGACAAAACAUGGAAACAUGAAGUGGGCCUUUUUAGAACUGCUGAGAAGAUGGGGUUCCAGUGGCUAAAGAUCAUAAACAAGGACCCCCGCCUGGAUGGGAUGGAUGACCUGUCUGGGGUGGAAAUUCCCUUGCACUACAUAUUCAAACUGGCAUCCCAUGCCAUUCACCUGGUGGUCUUCUAUGAGAGGAGUGGCAAUUUCCUCUGGCACGGACCCCUGAGACUCAAGAAACACAUGGACAGAAAGUUUGUGCCUUUCCGGAAACUCCACUUUGGUCGCUACCCUGGAGCGUACGAAAAGCCAGAACUUCUGCUUGUUUCCAUUGAUGACUUAAAAGUUCAAAUUCCAAAAAAUCCGUCCAGUUUUCUAGAGGAGAUGUCCCACUCUAGAUUUCUUGAAUGUAGGUACAGAGAAGCUCGGGCUUUCUUUCAGCUCUAUCCUGAUGAUGCCUCUCUUGAUGCAGUGGAAUUCAGGAAAAAGGCAAAAUCCUUGCUUCAUCUGGCUGCCCUGACACUGAAUAACUUGGGAGUAAAGUUCUGGCUGAGCAGUGGAACGUGUCUCGGCUGGUAUAGACAGUGCAAUGUCAUUCCUCACAGCAAAGAUGUGGAUUUGGGAAUCUUUAUAAGGGACUACAAAGCAGAUAUCAUUCCAGCCUUCCAGAAAGCUGGGUUGCCACUGAAGCACAAAUUUGGCAAGGUGGAAGACAGCUUGGAACUCUCCUUUCAGGGAGAAGAUGAUGUGAAACUUGAUAUUUUUUUCUUCUAUGAAGAGGAUGACCACAUAUGGAAUGGAGGAACUCAGGCCAAGUCGGGCAAGAAAUUUAAGUAUCUCUUUCCCAAGUUUACUCUGUGCUGGACUGAAUUUGUGGAGCUCAAGGUCCAUGUGCCCUGUGAAACCCUGCAGUAUGUGGAGGCCAACUACGGCCCAGAGUGGAAGGUGCCGGUGAAGAUGUGGGACUGGAAGAGUUCACCCUCCAACGUGCAGGACAAUGGAGUCUGGCCUGUUGAUGAGUGGGAUGAUGUCAUCCAAAUCUACUGAUCCCUGGCUGCUGACAGAGUCUGUCACCAGAACUGUCACUUUGUGAUUUCCCAGUGCCCAAAGGCAUUGACAUCUGUUCCCUUUGUAACGCCUUGUGUGUUUCCUAAGGAGACAUUUACCUGCCUUUGCUUAACAGGUAUUUUCUUCAACUUCAUCGUGCUUUUUCCAGGUGGUUAAAGGAGAAGAUGAAAAGCAACUGGAGGGAAGGGAAGCUGAAAGGAAAGCUGCUGCACAAAGGGAGUAGAGAGGACUGCAGUGGACUUACGGGCAGUUGACUGUUUAAAUGUAAACAGUGGCCAGGUGGCUUCGACAUUCCUGGGAUCAUCAAAACCUUCAGACUGUUCAAUUCUCAAGCUUGAGAGAAGGUUAGGAUGGGAGAAUCUCAGAGAAGUUCCUCUUUUUUCAAUGGAGAUUGUGUGACUGUUUAACUUCAAAACACCAGAGUUACGAGUACCUCAGAUGUGCUUGAUUUGGGACUGAUACAUCCCUACCAUGUGCAAGGGGUUGCUCUGGGGAGUGGAAUGUUUCUGUUGCACAGGAGCCAUGGGACCACCUGCUUUACAUCUAGGAGGUAUCUGGUAAUGGUGUAACACUAAAUGAAUGGAAGGAGAAACUAUCCACACUGGACAUUUUUCAAUUUGCUCUUUUCUUCUCUAAGAAUGUGAAGGUGCAUGCUGCUGGGAUGGCUUCCCCAUGAAAAAAAAUAAAAGUCUGGUUUAAUGUCCCA
Molecule: messenger RNA, 2181 nt
Organism: Corvus hawaiiensis (hawaiian crow)
Lineage: Eukaryota; Metazoa; Chordata; Aves; Passeriformes; Corvidae
Gene: FKTN
Product: fukutin
Exons: 9
Coding region: 69-1454 (461 amino acids)
Cellular component (GO): Golgi membrane
Source: RefSeq, a predicted model, not a curated record